CUGAUCCCCUUCCCCCAAUUCUCUCUCUCACUCCUAUUUCUACUACUCAUCCUACUUCUCUCUCUAAGAUGUCGAGCGCCGAUCCAGGGCACAGAGACGACGAGGAGGCACCACUCGCCGGCGACGACGAGGACACCGGAGCUCAGGUCGCUCCGAUCGUUCGGCUGGAGGAGGUCGCCGUUACCACCGGCGAGGAAGAGGAGGACGCCAUCCUCGAUCUGAAGGCGAAGCUUUACCGAUUUGAUAAAGACGGUAAUCAAUGGAAGGAGCGAGGUGCCGGCACUGUCAAGUUUCUCAAGCACAAGAAGUCUGGAAAAGUCCGCCUUGUCAUGCGGCAAUCCAAAACCCUAAAGAUAUGCGCCAAUCAUCUUGUUCUACCGAAGAUGACAGUCCAGGAGCACGCAGGGAAUGAGAAGUCCUGUGUUUGGCAUGCAACCGAUUUUGCUGAUGGGGAAUUGAAGGAGGAGCUUUUCUGCAUUAGAUUUGCUUCAAUUGAAAAUAACAAAUUGUUCAUGGAGAAGUUUCAAGAAGUUGCUGAAUCCCAGAGUCCUGAAGAAGAAAGCAAAGAAGCCACUGAAGCUGCUGGGCUUCUCGAUAAAUUGAGUGUUGGGGAGAAGUCUGAGGCAGAGGCACCUGCUGCAGCUAAGAAGAGCGAUGCAGUAAAAGAAGAAUCACCUGCUGAGGAGAAGGCAGAAGAAAAGGCACCUGCUGCCAAGGAAGAGAAGAAAGACGAUCAAGAGUGAAGAGGGACGGUAUUUUUCUAUGGGUCUAUGGUUUUGUCCAAUUGGUGUCGUCGACGUCGUCGUCAAAAGUCGGGUUAGAUUUUAGGGUCAUGUUUGAAGGUUGGAAGAGUGGUUUGUUAUUCUCAGUAUGAUUUGUUUUGUUGUCACAGGGUUUCCCAUCCUAUUUGAUUACUUGGGAGUAAGUUACAGGUCAGUGAAAAUAACUUGAUAUAAGCCGAUGACGUUUUGUUUGGAUAUAAUUUCUUGAUUUGUUUUUAGGGUCUUGAAUUUUAUUUGUGGGCAAAUGUGGUACCGAAACAUGGCUUCUCUAUUUAUGAAACAAUUUGCCUAUUAUAAACA
Malus domestica (apple) is the source of this 1082-nucleotide messenger RNA. RefSeq names its product ran-binding protein 1 homolog b-like. Gene Ontology annotation, molecular function: GTPase activator activity. Gene Ontology annotation, biological process: nucleocytoplasmic transport. Gene Ontology annotation, cellular component: cytoplasm; nuclear pore. NCBI's taxonomy places the organism in Eukaryota, Viridiplantae, Streptophyta, Magnoliopsida, Rosales, Rosaceae. The record is from RefSeq and is a predicted model, not a curated record.